UCAUUUAGGCUGUGGGGAUUGUGAAAUGGAUGGAUGGAGAGGGAGGGAGGAAGACGUGUUCAGUAUAUGAGGGAUCGAAGAAAGCCAGCUGCUCCCCUUGCGUUGUGCUGCUACUGACAUGGAUGUCAGAAGGGGCUGUUUGGAAAGUCACUGGCAACAUCCGAGGCCUUUGGUUUCCCACGCUGCCUUCUCAUGCUCCCCGUACUCUCCUCAUUUUCACACAGAGCUAUAAAUAAGCCCCACUGCCCCGAUCUGAUAGAGCAGCUAUGAAAAAGUGCUCUGGAAUGAACACUAUUUAGCUGUGAUUAUUAGUCCUUCCAGUAAAUCAUGUGAAUGGUGUGAUAAAUAGAGCAUUGCUAUGUAUGAGUCAAGCGCGUGCGUACAUGUGUGUGAUAGAGGGAGAGAGAGAGUGAGCGAGCGAGAGGUUAACUCCUGUAGAGGUUUUGGGGAGUUCCAGGGAGGAUUAAGAGUUUCAAUCUUUAGUGAUCUGCUUGUUUUUCUUCCAGCUUCUGCCACCCAGUAGCAGUGCCCCACAUAACCUUGCCGUUCUUUGUCUGGUUCCACAAUCUCACUGGAAACUGCAUGUGCCUUCAACUGUAAGCUAAUCUUACAAGAUACAGAUUAACUGGAUUUAUCUUUUAGUUGGGAGUAUAAAUUUGCAAAGAUGCCCAUCUUGAAGCAACUAGUGACAAGCUCAUCUCAGACCAAGCGACGCUCUCGCAUGGACCUUACCACGGAAAUGAUUAGUGCUCCGUUGGGAGAUUUUCGUCACACCAUGCAUGUGGGCAGGGGUGGUGAUGCUUUCGGGGACACUUCCUUUCUCAGCAGCCACUCUGGCGAGCCCCCACAAGAUGCCACUUCUAAUCCCCGCUCUCCCAAGCUGGGCCUACUGUCCAGAACCUUCAGAAGCAGCAAGCGGUCUCAGUCAGUCACUCGUGUGGACCAGCGAGACAACACACAACUACCCCCAAGUGACUCACCAAAGUAUGUGAAGAAUGCCUUGUCACUGCCUUUUCUGAAUGAUGAGGAUCGGGAUACUGAAGGCGGUAGGAUGCUCAAGAGCCUAGCAUCUAGUCCCAUGAAGCAGCAGGCCUCCAAUGGGGCAGCCGCUCAUGGCCUAGACCUGGAGCUCCACGAGAGGUCCUUCGGGGAGCUCACAGACUUGCGACCCUCUCUACCUUAUAAUGGAGGAGGCAUGAAACACGCCGAGUCAGUUAUGUCCUUUCAUGUGGACCUGGGGCCUUCUAUGCUAGGAGAUAUUCUAGGAGUCAUGCAGAAGGAAGAAGAUGACCUGGGCUUUGAGGAGGGCAAAAACAGCGAGGGUCAGGCUUCCCCUCUUCUCAGCCACCAAGGAGUACAAGAGGAGGAGGCAGAGGAAGAUGAGGAGGUGGAGGAAGAGGGAAUGAGAGGAGAGGAGGAGCAGGAGAUGGAUUUGGAGGUGGAACAUGACGCUACUCUUCAUGCCCCCAGUUCAGUAGACCUGGAAAUUAAAAGUGAGGUCAUCAGCACUCCUGAGCCUGAACACAAACAGUUGCUGCACUCUGACAGUUGCUCUGUCUCCAGCUCUGGCUCCCAAGCCGUGGAGGACAAACAACUCUGCCAGCCUUAUCAAGGAGACAUGGACAGUACCAACUACAGCUACCACCCUGGGGAGGAAGGAGCCUUCUCUGCCUUCUUGGAGGAUGAGGAUGAUGAGAUCCGUGUGUGAGACUCUAAGCCUUGUGGAAUCUGUAUGGGGAUAGAGACAUGUAAGCAAUUUCGACACUGUUAAUGAAAAUGAAGGUCUAUACCUGCUCCUGGACCCUGUGAGGGAAGUGAGCAAAACAUAUAUCUAAUGGCCCAGCAGAGGACCUCAUAGCACCACUGUCAGACAUGUUCACUCAGCCUGGGUCUGGCAGCUCCCACAUUUUGCCACUGAACAUGUCAGUGAUGAUGAGGAGACUCAUGAAGAUGAAGAAAAAAAAAUGUCAUUAAUGUCUUAACCUCAUCACUUGCCUUUGCAUCUUCUGAUUCCAACAUUGCGUAUUUGUGUAAAGGUUUUUGGUCAUGUGUACUACAAGUGCUGGCUAAUGGUAUCUCCUGACACAAGUAUAUUUUCACUACACAAUAAGCAGGCUCUUUGCUGAAGGUUUAAAAGGCGCAUGUAACUAAUGCUGGUGUGCCCACAGGACAUGUUGCAUAUCUGCCUGGCCUGUGGAUGAGUGCAAAAUCUUUGACAGUAAUUGCAACAUUGUAGUGCAUGUGAAGGGUUAUGCUUACACAUCCUGUUCGACACCGUCAUUAGGGCAGCUGACGGAGAAAGAUGGGGAAUCAUUCUGUAAUAAAAAUAACAAACCAGAACCUGAAACGGGUGCAGUGGCCAGAUGUUUUGUGUUCCGUUUUCCCUUCCACUAACUGUCCAUAAUUUUGCCGUGCUGACAGCUGGGAAGCUUCAUGUUAGGGGGAUUCAUGUUUGUAGAGGAUUUUGUAUAGACAUUGCAUGUGUGGUGUCGUUAUCUCACCACUUCCUUCCUCAUCACGUGACAGUAACUAUUUAGCUCUGCAGCUAGCUGGUUAAGAUGGUGGAGAAAUGUUUCUGUACCUCUGUAUUAAGGAACACUCUGUGAAAUUGGGUUGAAAUUGGGUUUUCCUACCUUGCUUUAUUAUAGCAAAUAAAAAGACACUGCACUAAUUAAGCUAAACUCAGUUUUGGUAUACAAGGCAGUGUGUUUCAGCACCACUGUAUAGUGUUAAUCACCUGGGUGAGGGACAGCUUGUACACUAACUUGUACUUAGUUUCUUUUAUCAUUUGUUCACAGAAGUCAUGUUGUAAAAUGUGAAUAUGUGAGGCCUUUACUGCUGCCCAGUCUGUGCUGGUGUGCUUGCCUAUUAUAGCUUACUCAUUUCUAUCUUUUGUAGGCUACAGAGACUAGCUGUUCUAAAAAAUAAAAUAAAAAAAAAGAUAAAAAAUAAAAUGCUGAGUUGUAAGAAAUCCUUGCAGAGCUUUUAGCAAUAGGGUUGUCUUCAGCCUUAAGUAGAUAUGACAAAAGUGCCAAAUUUAAUCUGCCAUGUAAUCCGAAGUAAAACUAGCAAUUUGUAUAUCAUCAAAGAAGGGAUUUUACAGUCUGGGUCCCUAAGUGACUUUAUUCAAAUAAGGGGCUCAAACCUCGUACUUAAUUCACUGAAUUGCUUGAGUGUAUUUGCUUAACCCGCAGAAGAGCAAAAUCACAGAAGUUCCAAGAUAUUUGCCUUUUUUUGUGUGGAAAAUCUGUUUUGAAUAUGAAAAAGUAAAUAUGAGGAAAUAGCUCCAGAUUUGCUGUGCCAGCUGAAUUUUAACAUUCAGAACACAAACAUUUAGCUAAUCUUUCUUAUUUAAAGUCCUCUUAUGCAUAUAUUUCUUGCUUGGAUGGCCUUGUUUUGAAAAUGCAACAUAACUAUAUUUUUCAAUAAAAUGAUAUCACCAA
Messenger RNA from Ictalurus punctatus (channel catfish), 3443 nucleotides. It is a transcript of the gene cdc42ep4a, whose product is annotated as CDC42 effector protein (Rho GTPase binding) 4a. Bases 665 to 1708 code for a protein of 347 amino acids. The record is from RefSeq and is a predicted model, not a curated record. Lineage: Eukaryota; Metazoa; Chordata; Actinopteri; Siluriformes; Ictaluridae. The transcript has 2 exons.